AUGAUGCAGGGCGGCACAUGCGAAGAUGGCGGCCACCACGUGAGAAGCGACAACAAUGUUAUAAGGGACAACUGUGUAAUAGGCCAGAACUAUGUUGUACGCGAAAACUACUUGAGAAACGUGUUCCAGUGCACAGACAAGAAAGUAAAAAUCUUCAAAACAUACCUGAAAAAAAAACUAAAGGUGGAGUCCUACACCCUGGGGGAAUACUCUCUCAAACACGACGAAAAAUUCAGGAGGAUAUUCUUCGCAAAUAUUUUAAAAGAACAUGUCAUUGCUAAAAGAAAUAAGGACAAACUGUUCAUCUUAAACGAAGUAAUCAUGGACAGGAAAUUUUUCGAAGAAGAUUUCUUCUAUCAAUAUUUUUUACAAAAUGUUUUGUUGCUAGAAGACUUAACGUUAAAAAGACUGGAGGGAAACCACCAUGGGGAUUUCCUUUUCAAAGAAAAAAAAAAAAAUGGCAUACUCAAUUGGAAACAAGGUUAUAGUCAUAUAAAAAAAAAAUUAAAUGAAAAGGGAAAUGAUCAAAAGAGUAAAAUUUAUAAAAAUUCUGUACUUUUGUUUAAUUCCACGAAAUUUUCCUACGAAGAUAAAAAUUGUUGUGAUUACUUUUACAGUCUAAAAGUUUGGGACAUUUUCUUUAAUUAUGUUUCUUUCGAUUUUUUAAAUUAUCUUCUCUCCAACACACUUAUCUUCAUAUCUGACUUUUUUUUUAUAAACCUCACUCACAAGUUGCCGCUGCAGAAUUCCUUCCUUGUUCUAGUUAGCCACGUCGACCUCAAGUAUGAUCAGAACAAACAAUUGCAAGACACGAUAUUUUCUAGAAAGAGGAAACUUCCAUAUAACACCAAACAGGUGAAAAUCCUUUACCAGAGGGACCACCCUAGACGCACCCUUAAGAAAGUGCUUCUCAGGAAGGAGACACAUGAAGUGGUGGGCCUCCAGCCAGAUGGGAACCCACCCCAAGAGGGGCCUUCCCCAUUGCAUAUAAAUGGAACUUCAGAAAAAAGGCAUUCACACAGAGGAGAUGAGUCAGUGGAAGGGGAGGCCAAAGAGGAAUUCCAAUCUGUUAGUAAAUCCAAUUGUGCAAGAAGUGGAAGUAAAAGGAAGAUCGACCAGGGGGGUAUCGAUGACAAAGUUAUUGCAGGUAGGAAGUGCAAGAAGAAGAAAAUGGUUCCAGAAGAUACUUCAAAGGAGGAAAAACAAAUAGACAUAGAUGGCUUAAAAUAUGGAAUAGAAAAUAGGGAGGCACAAAGAAAGAUAGAUACCCAUCCAGACGACACACAAAUAGAUGGUCAACAGUAUAAGUACUUAUUCAAAAAGAAAAAGGAGGCAGUAAGGAGGAACGAGGUUAACUCAUACGCUAAUCACCUUUACCUAGUCCAGUGCAGUGGGAGAAUCAUCAAAAAUGAGUUUCUCAAUGAGAUGAAGCAAAUACAGAAGGAAACCGAGCAGGCGGAAGAGGCCCCAGGAGAUGAUAUCGAAGUUUCGGAAAAAGGGAUAGAAAAUCUAAAUGAAGAGGAGCAAUCGGCGCAGAGAAAGGUACUUCCGCAGAUAAGCUUCUUUUCUAAUAAUAAAGCGGAAGGGGGACCUCCCACGAACUGGAAGUGCAAAACCCCACAGGAGGAGAAGAAAAAGUGGAGCAAAAUAAUCAUCAAUCGAAAUAAUAUCCUUCAACAUAAUACGACAAAUAAGUAUAAAAAUUUCCUCCUAAAUAAAAGCAUCCUUUUCGACAAAAUUGACAAUGUUCCCUUGUUCACAUACCAUUUGCUAAAUUAUAUUUUCAAGUCAGAUCAAAAAUACUUUUUCCAUAACAACUUCAUAGAUGAAUAUAAGAAUAAAAUUUCCAAACAGAUAAAAUGCAACACGAAAAAAAACGACAUAUCUUCCCUUUUGCUAAGGAAGGAAAGCACUACAUCAUCAAACGUGUUACUGUGCAGUAGGAGUGAAGACAAAAGAAACAACGUAUCCGCUCGCUUGAAAAAAACCAAGAUACUCAAAUAUGUUUAUUGUCAUUUUGAAGAAUUCAUAAAAAAUACGAGGAAUGCAAAUUUUGAUAAAAUGUAUAGACAAUAUUUUCCAAAAAAUAAAAUGAAAAAUAGAAUUCGAAAAAUAUUUAAAACAAUUAAAUCACACAUUAUUCACAAGUAUAAAAUUGUAAACAUACGCAGAAACAGAAAAUUUAUUAAACAAAAAAUGUAUGAUGUUUUUUUUAAAAAUUAUGAUUUCCUUUCAUUUUCUUUUAAAACUUAUCAAGUAAUAAAUUUCCUUGUGCAUAUCACGAAGAAAUGUGUACCUGUGAAACUUUUGGGCAAUCGCCACAAUUUUAAGGUCUUUAUAAAAAAUGUGAAAAAUUUUGUCCUACUUAAUUAUAAAGAGAAUUUUACCAUGGACCAAAUGAUGAAACACGUUAGGGUUAAAAAUGUCUUCCAAAAGGGGGAGAUUUCCCACAGGUACGAGCAUAGACAGGGGAGAAGCGCCGAAGUAGCUGCUCCAGAAGGUAACGCAACCCAAACGAUGACCCACGCACUUCCCAAUCUUUGUUCUACCGACACUAUUUAUCAAAAAGACAAGACUUGGAAGUCAAAGAGGAGUACCAAACAAAUACGGUUCUUCGAUCCGGAGAAGAACAAAUCCCUAUUUGAAACCCUUAGGAGAAAAUAUUUGAAAAAAAAAAAAAAAAUUCACAUAGCACUUUUGAAAAGGCAUUUACUAAACAGACUCAUUUAUUUCCUCUUCAACUAUUUUAUCAUGCCCGUAAUUAGGAAAUACUUUUUCCUUACCAAGUCAGAGCACACUAUUUACAAAACGAUUUUUUUUGAUAGAAUAUCGUGGAACUAUUUCACUAAGGUUUCUAACUUUUGUCUGUAUCACCAGAACUUCCGCGGUAAGAAGUUGAAGCGGAGAUCCGAGUCGGGAGGGAAAGACCAGACACGCAAUGGAAAGCUCAAAAGGAGGAAACUACAAAAGGAUCAUAUCAUUUCCAAGGGGGGAAAACUAGAAACUACUAGAGCAGAAAAAGUGAUAAACGAACAGGAAGGUAUAAAUGCCUCUCCACGCGUGAUACAAAUUAGGGGGAGACAAAUCGAAAAGGAGAAGAAGUUUCGCUCGCCUGCAUUACCAAACAGGAAGGAGAAGAAAAGAAAAAAGAGUCAAAAUGCCCUAAUACGAAGCACAAAAAAAAAGGAAACCUCCAAAUGUGGAAAGAACGAAAGAAGGGGUAACUCCUCCUCAGGCGAACCAAACAAACGUAUCGAAGAUCUAUACGAAAUGACAAUUUUGAGUAAAAAAACGGUUAGACCCUAUUUAAGGAAAUUCUACUACAAAGUAAAGAAGAAGUAUUUCUCCCUCAGGAAAAAGUACCUUCUGCAUGGAAGGAAGAGGAUCCCUCUAGGGGAUAAGCAAUUUGCACACUAUCUACAUUUUGUGGAGCAAAGGGGACAUUUGUUCAGGUUUAUUUGCAGACGAUUUUUUAAGAAAACGAGAAGGAAUUAUGUUAAGCGAUUUUACAGAUUGGUGAAGCGGAUUAAGAGAAGGAUGAUGGGCAUAAAACAUGACCCCGAUGGAGGGGUAAAACGAAGGAUAGACAACAAGGUAAUCGUUCUUUGUGGAAAGAAUGAUCAGAUCAAACGCACCAAAAAGAGGGCGCUUGCAAUUACAACGUUAUCCAUGGGUGCUACCAUGCGGGAAAACCUCCCCGAGAGGAAAAAGAAGAACAUUCACAUACAUAAAUUAAAAAGCAUGAUAGAGAAGCGCAAUUUUCUACUGAAACUGAAUUCAAUAAAUCGUUUUUUUUCGAAAAAGCUAAGAAUAAAUUGGGUACCCAAGAAAAAAGGACUAAGACCGCUAAUAAAUCUGUCUACACUGAACAUUCCAGAAAGUGUAAAAAAUCGAAUCAGGGAAAUUUUAAAAAAUAAAAAAAGCAGCGAGUUUUACUUCCACAAUAUUUUGAAUAAUAUGGAAAGAGAUAGCAAAGAGAAAAAAUCCGGAAAAAAAAAAUACAACAGAAAGAACUUUAACCCCGUGUCGUUAAAUCAUAUAUGUAAUUUUUCCUUAAAAUGUUUGGGAAACGUGAGAAAUAAUAACAGAGCUUUAUUUCAAAACACGCUAACCAAGACAAACGAUACGGAGUUGAAGCUGAAAAAGUGGCUAGAUUAUUUGAAGAACUGGUUUUAUCGAAAAAAGAAAAAUAAAAAAUAUAUAAAAAAUAAAUUAAAAAAAGGAAAGGUGAUCUAUGCAUAUAUCUGCAUCGGAGACUUCUCCAAUUGUUACGAACACAUAAAACAUAAUUAUCUGUUCAAAAUUCUGAAGCAUUUUUUUCAUGGAAUUUCAAACUUUGAAUUUAUAUAUGUCUUUAAAAGAUCCUUCCGUCUCUAUAGCCAUUAUAUGAACAACUCUCUGUUAACUUAUUAUCCUGUUAAUGUCCAAGAGUUUGGCAUACACUGUAUUAAAAAUUUGAGGGAGCUAAUUGUAAAGUCAAACUUGAAUAAAUCCCACAGUUUCCUUUUGAGGCAAUUCUUUAAGAAUACAUCCUGCACUGAUUUGUAUAUUUUUUCAGAUUCUUACAAAAGCGUGCAGGUAGAAACGAGAGACAUCUUCAUGACCAUCAUUACCAUCAUAAGAUACUACUACUUAAACAUUUAUUUUAGCAUCAAGGAGAUAAAAAUGCAGUGGAAAAAUAUUUUUUACUUUCAGCUUUUUCAGCAUGAAAAAAGGGAAGGCAUCUAUCGCAGCUUCCGUAGUAGAAGGAAGUUGGAUCACUUGCGCCGGUUGCAGGAGGGGGAGGAAGUAGAGAACACACUGGAAGGGGGGCGUUGCCUACCCGAUGAUGAGUCCGGAAAUAGGAUGAACUCAAUCCAAGUGAAGCACCUUCCGUUAAGCGCCGCCAUCACCACUAGUACAUCUGAGCGUGGCGAUGGUGAAGGAGGUGAAGAUGAGAAGAGCAGUUCUACUAAGUUACCGAGGCAGAACAAAGACCAACUGAUGGUUCGCAAGCCCGGCGAGAAUGACAAAGAAAUGAUUCUGUUAACAAAAGGGGAAGGGGCCAACAUAAUUUGCUCAGAUAAAGUUCAUCCAAAUUGUUCCAAUAGGAGUGUCACCAACUUCCCCGAUAGGAACCCCCGAGCAGAGACAGAAGCAGAAAAGGGCGUCCGCACGUACGCAGAAAAAAACUUCUUGACAUUUCAAGACAAGAAAAUCAUCAGCGACAUUUGCGGAUUGCCGCAGGGAUUCUGCUUGUCCAACAUUCUCUGUUCCAUGUACUACGCCUACCUAGACCGAAAUGAAGAAUUUCAAAAUAUUCUCUAUUCGGAAAAGUACCAAGACAGAACCUCCACCUCUCAUCUCCAAAAAAAAAAUGUAAACGAGGUGAAUUACCAAAGUUUGAAUUCUCUGCUAAUCAGAUUUAUUGAUGACUUUCUCUUUAUAACAGUUAACAAGAAAAAUAUGAAGCAAUUUAAGAGACUCCUCCUUACAAGAAAAAUUUGGGGGGAAAAUAUAAAUUCGUCCAAAACAAAAAUUUUCAAGCUCCCCCUUAUUUUUAAGAGUAAUUUGUUCUUAGACAAUUUCUGGGGAGAAAAAGUGGUCUCCGGGGGGAAGAGGUGCCAUACGGAGGGGCAGAGGCACCCAACCGUGCUGAACCAACCAUGCACAUCGGAGCAUCCGCCUAGCCUGACCAAUGAAUACACCUCGCCAGAUCCAUACCUGAUGACCCCAGAGGAAGAAUGCAGAACCCCUUCUGGGAGCACUGUGAGUAGCGCAAUGAGCGAACCGAAACGGAGGAGAAAGAUAAUCCCUGAACGUAACGAGACAGUUCAAAAAAUUCCCACCAAUGAUAACUUGGCACGUUCCGCAAAAUGUAACAUGUCCAGGGGGGAAGAGAAAAGGAGGAUUACCUCAGUAAAGGGAACCGUCAAAAUUGUGAAGAAAAAAGGAGGAAAAUUGAGCGAAGGGCAAACUAGGAAAAUAAUAAAAGAACUGCUCGAAAAGAGGAAAAGGUUUAGAGGAAAAUCAUCUUCUACAGGGAGGCAAAAAAUUAAAAAGUACCUAAAACGGUUGUCACGUUUAUUGCGUUUGAAAAGGCAAAUGCGAAGAAGCGAAAAAUCUUCCUGUGUAAACCGCUAUUAUGGUAUACACCCUCGCACAGUGAUGUCCAUUGAAUGGCUAAACAAUACAUACACAUUUGACUUUGCCAACAACUGCGUGCACAGCAUAUCGUCUCAGUGGAAAAACAAACAAGACGCAACCAUUAGGAACCACCUACACCUAACCAAUGGCAUUGGAGAAAAAAGCUCCCCCAUAAAUUACAUGAAAUUCUUGGUGGAAGGUAGAAUCAUGAGAAAUGUCAUAUCGAAGAUGAAAAAAAAUAAAAUGAUUUACAAGAAUAAACAAAAUAUCUACUUUGCAUAUAAGAACAAUUUUAUUCUUUUAAAAAGCUCCAUUUUAAAAUUUAUUUGUUCUAUUAAAUCUUUGAAGAAAAUGUUUAAUGCCUUUUAUAAUGAUGGUUAUAAUACGAAAUUUAUUUUUCAUUUAAUUUCAUAUUUGAGAAAGUCACUUAUAAAAAAUCGGAAGAUUAAAUUUGUCAAAUUAUUUUUGGUGGACACUGCUAUGGAGGCCUUGCGGUAUGCUCGGGUGUUCAAUUCCAGCAGCCCCCUUUUCCCUUGCCUUCGCCGUCUGCGAACCGUCAGGAGGAGGCUCAUUAAUCGGUACAAGCGGAGGAACAUGCGCACGAACAGGCGGGACCAUUUGGUCCAGUACUAUGGUCUGUUUGGUCUCCUCCGAGAGGAAUUACGCAACACAUGGCCUUACAUGUUUAAAAUAAGAGAAGACUCUUCACUCCAUAACCCACUACGGUGA
This is a messenger RNA of Plasmodium knowlesi strain H, 6855 nucleotides long. RefSeq names its product telomerase reverse transcriptase, putative. Gene Ontology annotation, molecular function: telomerase RNA binding; telomeric repeat DNA binding. Lineage: Eukaryota; Apicomplexa; Aconoidasida; Haemosporida; Plasmodiidae. The record is from RefSeq and is a predicted model, not a curated record. The transcript has a single exon. Bases 1 to 6855 code for a protein of 2284 amino acids. Gene Ontology annotation, biological process: telomere maintenance via telomerase. Gene Ontology annotation, cellular component: telomerase catalytic core complex.